AAGCGACCUGCCGCCCGCCCGGCUGGCGUCUCCGAGCCGCUGGUAUUCCCGCCGCGCGGAGCGAGCGCCGCCACCGAGGGUCGCCGGUCGCCGGAGCCAUGACCCUACGCCGACUCAGGAAGCUGCAGCAGAAGGAGGAGGCGGCGGCCGCCCCGGACCCCGCCGCCAGGGCUCCCGACUCGGAAGUCGCUCCCGCCGCUCCGGCCCCGACCCCGGCCUCCGGUCCCCGUGCUGCAGCCGCCAGCCCCGGAGCCCCCGGGGACGAGCUGUACGCGGCGCUGGAGGACUAUCACCCGGCCGAGCUGUAUCGCGCGCUCGCCGUGUCCGGGGGCACCCUGCCCCGCCGAAAGGGCUCAGGAUUCCGCUGGAAGAAUCUCAGCCAGAGUCCCGAACAGCAGAGGAAAGUGCUGACUUUGGAGAAGGAGGAGAACCAGACCUUCGGCUUUGAGAUCCAGACUUACGGCCUUCACCACCGGGAGGAGCAGCGGGUGGAGAUGGUGACCUUUGUCUGCCGGGUUCAUGACUCCAGCCCUGCCCAGCUGGCUGGGCUCACACCAGGGGACACCAUCGCCAGCGUUAAUGGCCUGAACGUGGAAGGUAUCCGGCAUCGAGAGAUUGUUGACAUCAUUAAGGCGUCUGGCAAUGUUCUCAGGCUGGAAACUCUGUAUGGGACGUCAAUCCGGAAGGCUGAAUUGGAGGCACGUCUGCAGUACCUAAAGCAAACCCUGUAUGAGAAGUGGGGAGAAUACAGGUCCCUAAUGGUCCAAGAGCAGCGGCUGGUGCACGGCCUGGUGGUGAAGGACCCGAGCAUUUAUGAUACAUUGGAGUCCGUGCGCUCCUGCCUGUACGGCGCGGGCCUGCUCCCGGGCUCGCUGCCCUUCGGCCCCCUGCUGGCCGCGCCCGGGGGUCCCCGCGGGGGCGCGCGGCGGGCUGGGCGCGACGCGGACGACGCCGUCUACCACACGUGCUUCUUCGGGGGCGCGGAGCCGCCCGCCCCGCCGCCGCCGCCCCCGCCCCCCACCCGCGCGCCGGGCCGGGGCCCCGCCGAGGCUCUGGCGUCCGCGCCCCGGGCCGCGCUGAGCCGCAGCGCCAGCGUGCGGUGCGCGGGCCCCGGGGGCGGCGGCGGCGGCGGCGGCGGCGGCGGGGCGCCGGGCGCGCUCUGGACUGAGGCCCGCGAGCAGGCCCUGUGCGGCCCCGGCCUGCGCAAAGCCAAGUACCGCAGCUUCCGCCGGCGGCUGCUCAAGUUCAUCCCCGGACUCAAUCGCUCCCUGGAGGAGGAGGAGAGCCAGCUGUAGGGGCGGGGCGGGCGGGGGAGGUAUUUAUUUAUUUAUUCGUUCCAGCCAGUGCAAAAAGGGGGCGGGGGGAAGGGGCGGGGGGCUGGGUCCGAGGGGACCCCAGGAGCCCAGCGCAGCAGCGGGAGAGGGUCCUUGCCAGCCCCAGCUGGCCUGCCGGUGCCUGGCUGCCUCUGCGGACCGCUGACCCCAGGCCCCAGUACCCUUUACUCCUCCUCCCCUAAACCACAGUGGGAGGCGGGGCAGGGAGAACCAGGCGAGCUUGGGUUGGGAGAGGUUUGGGGGCGUUCAUCCUACAUCUGGGUCAGUAGUGCCUUGUGGGGUGUCCAGGGAAACAACUCCCCUGGAGGGGAGGAACCCUGUCCCACGAAGCCCUCUCCUCAGCUUUACUUGCUCCUCACCCUUGGCCUGGGGCGGCAAUGGCCGAUGGCCGGUCGCUCGCCCACCCUCCACACACAUACAGAGUUCCAGUUAACCGGCCAAAGGUGCUGGUCCCCCUCCUUCCCGGCCUUGACCCCUAAGGGCUUGGCCCCCUCCCAGGGGCCUAUAACUAAGUUGGGUCCUGCCGGGCAGGGGUCCUGGGUUCUCUAACCCUUGGGGGACAGGAAUGGGCAUGUCCAGUUGGGUGGGGGCAGCACAGACUGUUCCAGCAUUUUGCAUAUUGUUGCUUCUGAACCACAAACUGUAUAAAAUUGAUGGUUUUUUGCA
Messenger RNA from Acinonyx jubatus (cheetah), 2000 nucleotides. It is a transcript of the gene TAMALIN, whose product is annotated as trafficking regulator and scaffold protein tamalin. NCBI's taxonomy places the organism in Eukaryota, Metazoa, Chordata, Mammalia, Carnivora, Felidae. The transcript has 8 exons. The record is from RefSeq and is a predicted model, not a curated record. Gene Ontology annotation, cellular component: plasma membrane. Gene Ontology annotation, molecular function: protein binding. Bases 99 to 1295 code for a protein of 398 amino acids. Gene Ontology annotation, biological process: signal transduction.